This is a messenger RNA of Octopus bimaculoides (California two-spot octopus), 3198 nucleotides long. RefSeq names its product protocadherin-18. Gene Ontology annotation, molecular function: calcium ion binding. The record is from RefSeq and is a predicted model, not a curated record. Gene Ontology annotation, biological process: homophilic cell-cell adhesion. Gene Ontology annotation, cellular component: plasma membrane. NCBI's taxonomy places the organism in Eukaryota, Metazoa, Mollusca, Cephalopoda, Octopoda, Octopodidae.
ACUACAGCGGCAGCAGCAGCAACAGCAGCAGCAGCAGCAGCAGCAGCAACGGCAGCCGUGGCAGCAGCUAGAAGAGAACUCUACCUUAGGACAUAUAUAUUCAACAUCGCAGACCUCUAUGGAUGCAACAGCACAAAUUCCUUUCCUGUCAGAGGAUUAUGAAAUGCAGUUGUGAUAGACUGAAGCAUGGAUAUGCUGCUUUCAUUUCGCAUAUUGUUUUUUGUCUUGCCCUUCUCUUUUUGUGUGGAUCUUAUGUACAGAGUAGAAGAAAGCAAGAAUGCCAGAACAUAUUUAGGAGACAUAGCCAAAGAUUCUCACUUGUUAGAUAGAAUACCAGUUCAAGUUCAAGACCAAGUGACUUUUAGUCAGCUGCAAGGUGGGUCUCUCAAGACUUUGCAGUUGUUCAAUGUUACUAAAACUGGAAAGCUAUACACAGCCCAGUCAUUAGAUGCAGAAAACCUUUGUACAUAUAAUACAGAAUGUUUUAAAAUGGUUGACAUUGCAGUAAGACAAGAGGAAACAUUUAUAAAGAUACUCAAAGUAAAGAUUUUAGUGGAAGAUAUAAACGAUCAUUCUCCAGAAUUUCCUCAGGAACAAAUCAGUCUUGAAUUUUCUGAGACUGAUGGAAAAGGAACUUCAAGCUUGAUACCCAAUGCUAUUGACAAAGAUGUCGGACUCUUUAAUUCUCAGAUAACAUAUCAAUUGGAGGAUAGUUUGGAAGAACCUUUUACCUUAUCAGUUUCUAAGAGAGUGGAUGGCACAGCAACACUUGAGAUUGUUUUAAAGGAAAGACUUGAUAGAGAAGCUAAAGACUCUUACAUGCUGCAGGUUGUUGCUAAAGAUGGAGGCUUCCCUUCAAGAAAAAGCAUUUUGAAAGUCCACAUAGCAGUUAAUGACGUAAAUGACAAUAGGCCAGUUUUUCCUCAAAGCAUUUAUAACAUUUCUAUAAAAAACACACACCAAAUGAAUGUUCCUGUACUAACUUUGUCAGCAACAGAUUUGGAUUUUGGAAAAAACAGUAAAGUUUCCUAUUAUUUUAGUUCCAAAAUAAGCGAUGUUGCCAGGUUAUAUUUUCAACUAAAUAAAGAGGAUGGUAGAAUAUACUUGUGGAAAAAGUUGCCUGCUGGACAAAAGAAAAACUACAAAUUGUUUGUGGAAGCAAGGGAUGGAGGCCGACCUCCUCUCAGUUCCAUUGCUUUGGUUUUUGUUAAUGUGAUCAACCAACAAAAUAAUGCACCGGAAAUAGAUAUAAAUUUUGUGUCAGCAUUAGUAGAUAAUACUGCUACAAUUUCAGAAAAGAUUAAAGUUGGAAGUUUUAUUGCAUUUGUGAAAAUCAUAGAUAAUGACUUUGGACAAAAUGGAGAAGUUUCUUGCGAUCUUCACCAUGAAAAAUUUCAGCUUCGAAGUCUAGCAUCAAAGGAAUAUAAAGUAAUAUUGAAAAGCCUUGUUAACCGAGAGGCUGAAGAUCAUUAUGAUAUAAAAAUUACAUGUGAAGAUAUGGGCCAACCACCUUUGAAAGCUCAGCGACAAUUCUCAAUUCAAGUAAUGGAUGUAAAUGAUGUACAACCACAAUUUACAAAAAAAACAUUUAAAUUUUUGACUUAUGAAAAUGAAGAACUAAAUUUUCCUGUCGGCUUCAUCAAUGCUACUGACCCAGACUUAGAUUCAGGGGGUAAAUUAUCGUAUCAUUUAGUUAGUGAAAACAAAGAUAAAAUUCCAUUUCAGAUUACAAAUUAUGGUUUUAUUUCAACUAUUGAGUCUUUGGACUAUGAACAGAAUAACAACUAUAAAUUCCAGGUCCUAGUAAAAGACAAUGGAAAUCCUCAGUUAAACAAUACAGCAAAUGUUAUUGUUGAAGUUAUGGAUGAGAAUGACAAUGCCCCAUAUUUCACUUUUCCUAGUGUUAACCCUUUCAGUUUGGAUGUCUACUAUCACCCUCAAAGUGAAAAUGAUAUCACAACAUUAAGAGCUUCAGAUAGAGACAGUCGAGAAAACGCUUUCCUCCAUUAUGAAAUUCUUGGAGGAAAUGACCGACAACUGUUUACAGUCAACCCUUACACUGGAGCCAUGUCUUUCUCUCGCACAGUUUACCAAAAUGAUGCUGGGUUAUACAACCUCCAGUUAAUUGUCAAAGAUAGUGGUACUCCAGUUCUGUCAACAUCUACAGCGCUAUCCUUGACAUUGACAGUUAGUAAUAAAACGUCCAAAAUGUUCACUGCAGUGAAUACACAAGCAGACAACAGGAUACAUCUUAACUUAGUUAUAGUCAUAACACUGGCAGCUGUGAUUGUGUCAGUGGCUGUUGUUGUGUCAAUCAUUAUUUGUAUUGUUCGAUGUCACAAUGUCAGGAAUACUCAACAUAUAACUGAAACAAGCUCACCAAACCAAUCAAGGAGUGAAAAAGGUCACCUUAUUUCACAUGCUAAUAAUUUGACUGCGCUAACAUUAAAUUCUGAUGAGACAAGAAACAGUACAACUGCUUCAAUGAUGUCAAAAACACAGCUCUACCAGGAAGAUGAGUUGCCAGUUGAAUGGAAUAAUUUAAAUGCAACAAGAAGCUUGCCAAGAGCUGCACAGCAGAUGUAUAUACCACAAGCUGCAGUGACAUCUGGUGGGAGAGGAUUUGAAGAGAACACCUUUAUGAGUCCUGAUUGUUGGAGUGACAUGGUGUUCUCUCAUGUGGACACUGGACAUUGCUGGACAGAAAGAGACUUUGGGCAGUAUGAGGAAAUACCAGCACAUAAAAGAACCAAGACCAGAACAUUAUCAACAUCAGGAAAGGGACAGAACUGAACAUCUCUGACAACAUUCAUCGAGACACCACCGUCACCACUACCAACACCACCACCACCACCACCACCACUACCAUCAUCACUAUGGCCAUCACCUUUACCAUCACCGCUGACAUGAACACCAUUACCCAACACCAUCACCACCACUACCACCGCCACCACCACCACCACCACCUUCGACACCACUAACAACAACAAUAUCUGUACAAUGGUACAAUGCAGUUUUGUCCAGAACCACAUGCAGUCAACAAAGCAGUAAGUGAAUGUGACAACUGACCGAAUGUCCCCUGUGGAUAAAAUCCUGAUCAUAGAAAAAGAAAAAAAAAUAAUAAAGAAAAAGAAGGUAAAAAAUAUAUUAAAAAAAACAAAAACAAAAAACAACAACAAUAAAAAAAAAAAAACGAAA